Ascochyta rabiei is the source of this 1584-nucleotide messenger RNA. RefSeq lists its product as uncharacterized. Gene Ontology annotation, molecular function: zinc ion binding; metallocarboxypeptidase activity. NCBI's taxonomy places the organism in Eukaryota, Fungi, Ascomycota, Dothideomycetes, Pleosporales, Didymellaceae. The record is from RefSeq and is a predicted model, not a curated record. The transcript has 2 exons. Gene Ontology annotation, biological process: proteolysis. The coding region runs from base 1 to 1584 and encodes 527 amino acids.
AUGGCGACAGUUUCAGUACUUGUUUUCGCUGCUACGGUAUUGGCGCAGGGUACAAAGUACGGCGAAAACCAUGUCGUGACACAGUUCGACUCGCAAACUGUGGAGCAGAGGGCCUUCCCAGCACCUAAUGUAACGCUGUACAGCCCUGCGUUCGCGGCCAACGCUUCUUUUGCUCCUGGAUGGACCAAAGGUACUGAGGGCGCGACGAGCCAGAAAGACCUUGAUGCUUUCCUGCAGAGCUUUGCUCAGAAGAAUGCAGCUUGGGCGACCUAUGACAAUGCCGGCUUCUUGAGUGAAGAGGGUAAUUUCUUCCCAUAUGUCCGUCUCGCGAGCUCUUCAAACUCGUCGAGCAAAGUACGAGUCUGGAUCCAGGGAUCUGUGCACGGAAACGAGCCGGCCGGUGAUGAAGCUACACUCGCGCUGCUCGGUGCAAUGGAUGCAGACCCUACAUGGGCUGCUAGUUUCCUCGACAAGUUGGAGAUCCUCGUACUACCGCGUUACAACCCGGACGGUAACGCGUACUUCCAACGCACCUUGGCGACCAACUUCGACCCUAACCGCGAUCACACUAAGCUUGUGCGUCAGCAGACGCGUGACAUCAAGCAGUGGUUCAGUACCUUUGCUCCGCAUAUCGCUGUUGAUAUGCAUGAGUAUGGCGCACGCUCAAGGUACGCUGGGAACUACAGCAAUGCUGCGGAUGGCAUGUACAGCGCUGCGAAGAACUUGAAUAUCCACCCAGACAUUCGCGAGCUCGCCGAAACCGUCUUUGCGCCUGCGAUUGGUGCAUCUCUAGAAUCCAAGGGUCUACGUGGUGAGCCGUACGUUACUGCCGCACGGUCAGCGAAUCCCGUCCGUUUCGACGAAGCGGGCACUGAUGCGAAGAUCGGUCGUAAUGCCAUGGGCCUGACGCAAUCCGUCACGUUUUUGUUCGAGACUCGAGGCAUCGGCAUUGCCAACCAGUCUUUCAAGCGCCGCACCCUCGGAGGUCUUCAAAUGAUCCUUGGGGUAUUGGAGACAGCCCGGGAUCAGGCGGAGAACGUAUACAGCACGAUUGAAGGAGCGAUCAGUGAGGUCAUCGCAAGCCAAGAGCCCAUCGUCGUCACCGACUACACCACCUACUCGAACCGUACGUGGACCAUGGUCGACACGCGCAACGGCGAGGUCGUGCAGAUCCCCGUUGAGUUUAGCUCGACUACUCCAGCCACCGCCAACAGAACAGUAGCCAGACCUGAAGGCUACGUCAUCCCUCGCGCGUGGUUUGAUCUCGCUGAGCGCCUAAGGGUCUCUGGGCUCGAAGUCGAGACGCUGCAGGAGGGUUUCACGGGCGAAGUUGAAGUGUACAACAUCACCUCUUCGAGCCUCGCCCGCUCUUACUACGAAGGCGCCAUCUUGAACACCGUGACCACUGAUACGCUGACCCAACAGGUUUCGCUGCCGUCUGGUAGUUUCUUUGUGAGCAGCGCGCAAAAGAAUGCAGGACUGGCCUUUGUUGCGCUUGAGCCGGAGAACAUCGACUCGUAUGUCAGCUUCGGUAUUGUUCCACUGGAGGUUGGCGAUCUGUAUCCGGUAUUUAGGAAGUUGUAA